This is a messenger RNA of Paramecium tetraurelia, 1101 nucleotides long. RefSeq lists its product as uncharacterized. Gene Ontology annotation, molecular function: histone deacetylase activity. NCBI's taxonomy places the organism in Eukaryota, Ciliophora, Oligohymenophorea, Peniculida, Parameciidae. The transcript has 2 exons. The record is from RefSeq and is a predicted model, not a curated record.
AUGUAACUAUAUACAAUUAUAGAUUGGUUCUUCACGAUUGGAUCUCUUGUACUAGCCAUUCUAUUAGGAGUAUAUGUCAACGGAGCAGCCUGCCUUUUAGGAGUGUUCCUAUAUUUUAUCUACCCUUUCAUAAUGGAAUUCUCCUAUAAUCUCCUAAGCGUGAGAGAGGAAAUCUGCAUAAGAAACAUGCCUGAAAUACCUAUCGUAUAUGAUGAGAGUUAUAAUAUCACUGCGUGCGGAAUAGAAAAGUGGCAUCCCUUUGAUUCCUGCAAAUAUGGGAAUGUCUAUAGACAAAUUAGGCAAUAGGUAAAGGGUUCGCACUUUACUCCAAAAAUGCUAUCCAGAGGAACUUUCCUUUACCUCGGUAUGAGUAAGUGGUACUUGCUCAAAAUGUGUUACAGUGCAUAUGCUUCCACCUUAAUUGAAUUGCCUGUAUUCUUCUUGCCAGGAGCCUUCUUGAGAUCCUGUCUCUUGGAUUCAAUGCUUCUUGCAACAAGCGGUAGUAUUUAAGCAGCCAAACUAGCUCUUGAAAAGGGAUGGGCAAUCAAUCUAAGUGGAGGCUAUCAUCAUGCCUCUUUAAAUCGAGGUGGUGGAUUUUGUAUUUAUCCUGAUAUCACUUUGGUAGUUAACUACCUUAAGAGAUGUUGCAAUUUGAAGAAAAUAGUAAUAGUGGACUUGGAUGCUCAUCAGGGCAAUGGCUAUGAAAGAGAUUUCCUUAAUGACUCUUCAGUUUACAUCAUAGAUUUUUAUAACUCGUAUAUAUAUCCUGGGGAUCAUAUAGCUGAAUAAGCUAUUAGUUGUUUCGAACACAUAGACAAGGAUACUUCAGAUCAAUAAUACAUCAAAACACUUUAAAGAGAUCUUGAAACGCAUCUCAAAGAUGAUAUGGAAUUCCUUAUUUAUAAUGCAGGCACAGAUAUCAUGGCAGGAGAUCCCCUUGGGCAUUGUUGUAUUUCUGCAGCAGGAAUUAAAAGAAGAGAUGAAGUAGUAUUUAAAUGGGCAUAACAUAAAAAAAUUCCAUUCCUCAUGCUGCUAUCUGGGGGUUACUAAAAAGAAAACACUUUUGCAAUCGGAGAAUCUAUUCUGUAAUUAAUUACUUGA